AUGAAUCCGUUAUUCGGCCCCAAUCUCUUCCUCCUCCAGCAGGAGCAGCAGGGCCUGGCCGGGCCGCCGCCGGGGGAGCCGCUGGGAGGCGACCCCUCGGGCGGGAUUGGGGACUUGACGCCCGCGCCGCUGGCUUCGGGAGCCCCGGCCGCUUACCCGGGCCCGGGCCCCGCGCCCCCCGCGGCCAUGGCUCUGCGCAACGACCUGGGCUCCAACAUCAGCGUGCUAAAGACGCUGAACCUCCGCUUCCGCUGCUUCCUGGCCAAAGUGCACGAGCUGGAGCGCCGCAACCGGCUGCUGGAGAAGCAGCUGCAGCAGGCGCUGGAGGAGGGUAAGCGGGGCCCGCGAGGCCCGGCUCGCCGCGACCAGGCCGUGCAGACCGGCUUCGUCGGCCCGAUCCGGCCCCGGGCGCUGCCCCUGGGCGCCAGGCCGGCCGCGGUCGGCCCCGCGGCGGCGCGGCUCCCCGGCUCUCCCGCGCGCUCCCCGGCCGCGCCCCUCGCGCCCGCGCCCGCGCCGGGCUGCCUCCCGCCGGCGUUGUCCGCCUGCAGCCCCGCGGCCUUCUCGGCGUCGGCCCGCUUCAUGCCCGGCACCAUCUGGUCCUUCUCGCACGCGCGCCGGCUCGGGCCGGGGCUGGAGCCCACGCUGGUGCAGGGCCCCGGGCUGUCGUGGGUGCACCCCGACGGCGUGGGCGUCCAGAUCGACACCAUCACCCCCGAGAUCCGCGCGCUGUACAACGUGCUGGCCAAAGUGAAGCGGGAGCGGGACGAGUACAAGCGCAGGUGGGAAGAGGAGUACACCGUGCGGAUACAGCUGCAAGAACGAGUGAAUGAACUCCAGGAGGAGGCCCAAGAGGCCGAUGCCUGCCAAGAGGAGCUAGCCAUGAAGGUGGAGCAGUUGAAGGCCGAGCUGGUGGUCUUCAAGGGACUCAUGAGCAACAAUCUUUCAGAGCUGGACACCAAGAUCCAGGAGAAGGCCAUGAAAGUGGACAUGGACAUCUGCCGCCGCAUUGACAUCACCGCCAAGCUGUGCGACUUGGCUCAGCAACGCAACUGUGAAGACAUGAUCCAGAUGUUCCAGAAGAAGCUGGUCCCAUCCAUGGGGGGGCGGAAGCGGGAGCGCAAGGCUGCCCCGGAGGAGGACACCUCCCUGCCGGAGAGUGACGGGCCCCGCGCGCCCCAGGGGGACGAGGAGGAGAGCCCAGGCCUCAGCAUCAACGAGGAGAUGCAGCGCAUGCUCAGCCAGCUGAGGGAGUAUGACUUUGAGGACGACUGUGACAGCCUCACUUGGGAGGAGACUGAGGAGACCUUGCUACUUUGGGAGGAUUUCUCAGGCUAUGCCAUGGCGGCCGCAGAGGCCCAGGGAGAGCAGCAGGAAGACAGUCUGGAGAAGGUGAUUAAGGACACCGAGUCCUUGUUCAAAACCCGAGAGAAGGAGUAUCAGGAAACCAUCGGCCAGAUAGAGCUGGAGCUGGCAACGGCCAAGAAUGACAUGAACCGGCACCUGCAUGAGUACAUGGAGAUGUGCAGCAUGAAGCGAGGCCUGGAUGUUCAGAUGGAGACCUGCCGGCGGCUCAUCACCCAGUCCGGAGACCGAAAGUCUCCUGCGUUCACUGCGGUCCCGCUUAGUGACCCGCCGCUGCCAAGCGAGACUGAGGACUCCGAUCGAGAUGUCUCAUCUGAUAGCUCCAUGAGAUAGGGACCAGCUCUGCCUUGGUCCCCCUGACCUCACCAAGGCAAGGCUGGGGCUGCAGAGGGACUGUACCAAGACUGCCCCCUGAGGCUGCUGCUCCUCUGCUGUUGGGCUCUCUCCUAUGAGCCUUGGCCUCCCCAGGCUUCUCGGAUGUCUGGAGCUAGGCUUGGCCCCCUCCCCCUUAUCUGGACAACCCCCAUUACAGUUAGGGUUUCCUUGCCUCGGAGUGGAUGCCGCCUGCUUCUCCCAUCUUUAAAACGCUGCCAGUGGUGCGUUCGUGGCCCUCCCCUUGUCCAUGUGGUAAGGACUGUGAAAGGGGGACUGCCACCCUCCUCGGGACCUAGCGGCCAUUCACUGUCUUGGACUUAGACUGGUGCUCACUGGCCCAGGCACCGGUGUAAAGAGGGUCCAGCAAAGGGCCCCUAGGGGCUUGUGUAUCAGGCGCUUGCAGGAGCCAGGCAGGCAGACGGACGGACGAAGAAGGCUGGCGGGCUGCUCAGAUGGCUCCACAGGCUCCCAGCCGCCCACUGUCCAGCAGAGGGGCUGUCAUCCUCGCCACCUGCAGGUGGUGUGUGUUGAAGGAGCCUGGCAUGGGAGCAGUGUCCUGAAGAGAGACCCAAGCUCUUGUCUUGGGAAGCUGCUGAGCACAUGGGUGUGUAGUGUUCGCUCACAGCCUGUUCCCCCAAAGGAGGUCUCCAUGCCUGCCAUCCACAGAACCCUCAGGCUGAUGUCCCUUGCUUGGAAAAGGGGAAGACACAGGAUACCUCAGGAGGGGAGGCUACAUUUGAAUGGAAUCUUUAAUAAUAAUGGUGAUUAUUUAUUGAG
Jaculus jaculus (lesser Egyptian jerboa) is the source of this 2514-nucleotide messenger RNA. It is a transcript of the gene Iffo1, whose product is annotated as intermediate filament family orphan 1. The coding region runs from base 1 to 1695 and encodes 564 amino acids. The record is from RefSeq and is a predicted model, not a curated record. The transcript has 10 exons. NCBI's taxonomy places the organism in Eukaryota, Metazoa, Chordata, Mammalia, Rodentia, Dipodidae.